This is a messenger RNA of Pantherophis guttatus, 1025 nucleotides long. RefSeq names its product ATPase H+ transporting V1 subunit G1 (gene ATP6V1G1). Gene Ontology annotation, biological process: synaptic vesicle lumen acidification. The record is from RefSeq and is a predicted model, not a curated record. NCBI's taxonomy places the organism in Eukaryota, Metazoa, Chordata, Lepidosauria, Squamata, Colubridae. Gene Ontology annotation, molecular function: ATP hydrolysis activity; proton-transporting ATPase activity, rotational mechanism. Gene Ontology annotation, cellular component: synaptic vesicle membrane; vacuolar proton-transporting V-type ATPase complex; vacuolar proton-transporting V-type ATPase, V1 domain.
UUUUUUUUUUUUUUUGCAGUCCUCUUUCGGGGCCGCCGGGCACAAUUUCCUGUCAGGAUCGCCUCCGUCAUGGCCAGCCAGUCUCAGGGCAUCCAGCAGCUGCUUCAGGCCGAGAAACGCGCCGCCGAGAAGGUGGCCGAGGCCCGCAAGCGGAAGAAUCGGCGACUGAAGCAGGCCAAGGAAGAAGCUCAGGCUGAGAUCGAACAGUAUCGCUUGCAGAGGGAGAAGGACUUCAAAGCAAAAGAGGCUGCUGCACUUGGCUCCCACGGCAGUUCCGCCACUGUGGUGGAACAAGGAACCCAGGAGAAGAUGGGCAUUCUUCAGGAGAACUUCCAAAAGAAUCGGGAGGAAGUGAUGGACAGUUUGCUGGAUUUGAUCUUUGACAUCAAGCCUCAAAUCCAUUCGAACUAUCGGAUCAACGGAUAGACAGAAUCUUUGGUCCUUCAGGAAAUAUUCAGCAAAUACCAGCUUUAGCUGCACCCCUUUUGAUAAAGGUGCAUUACUUAAUUCCCAAGAGGUGUAGAUUAUCUCUUUCUCUUUUCUCACCCCUUUUUUCAUCGAGGUUUCUUGUCUUCCCCCCUUUUGUAGCAUUUUUGAAGUUUCUAUGUAGGCUGGUUCUGUGUCCCCAAAGUGCAUUAUAUCAUAGAUGUCUAGCGUAGAAGAUUGAUGUUGGAUAAAUCGUACUGAGUAUUAAAGGAUCGCUUUCACCCCAAGAAGUAUUUACUGACAAGAAGUCAGUAAAGAUAAGUGCCCGGAUACUUUUCUCUAUCCUUAAAGUGCAAACUGUGUGAUUUAGGUGCUCUGAUACAAAUAAAAUCUGUUUCUUGUCUUCACUCAGAGUUUAAAAAACCCAGGAAUUUUGUUUGCAGAAUGGAUUGUAUCUGAAAAUGUUUAAAAUGUUAUUUAAAUAAUAACUGUGUAUUCUCCUGUUGAACUUGAACAAGGCGUUGCUGUUAAGGUGCUUGAAGAAAAAGUAAACAUCUGAUCUGAGUUGUUAAAGAAAUUAAAACCUUUUUUCUCCUUUC